AUGUCACUGUCAACAGAACAGAUAAGUUAGUCCUUGGUCAGUUGACGAACUGGUCGGGAGGUCUCUCUCCACACUCCUGUGAUAAGCUUUCCUUAUUUUUCUUAUUAUUUUUUCUCUUUCUACUUUUACGAGGACACUUUUCCAUUUGCGCGGUCCGAUGUCUCCACUGAGGACCUCGCGGCUCCUUUCGGAACAGGAGGUGGCCCGCCACUGCUCCAAGGACUCCUGUUGGGUUCUGCGGGGCACCAGGGUGUACGAUGUGACGGGGUUCCUCAGGUUGCACCCGGGUGGAGAUGCCCUGAUUCUACACAUGUCGGGGACGGACAUCGACCAGGAGAUGGAGGGGCCCCCACACAAGCACUCUGAUAACGCACGGAGAUGGAUGGAGCAGUACUAUAUCGGCGAGCUCGACAGGAACAGCUGUACCCACAAAGCGCAGACACUGAGAGAGAGAAGAACAACUCAGGGGACGACCGACGGCCACACACAGCAGGAGGAGAGAGAGGAAGAGAGAGAGGAGGGGAGAGAAGAGGGGGAGGAAUCUCCAUUCAGCCGCUACAGCACAGUGGACCUUGACAAGGACCUGGUGGACUGGGCCAAGCCUCUGGCCUGGCAGGUGGGCCACCUUGGGGAGCGGUACGAUGCCUGGGUCCACCAGCCGGUCGACCGGCCCAUCAGGCUGUUUGGGAACGCCUUCUUAGAGGCCAACACCAAGACCUCCUGGUACUGGGUCCCAGUGUUCUGGCUUCCCAUUAUAUUUUAUUUCAGCUGGCACUGCUUCGUCACGCUGGCCCAGGACAGCCCCCAGGUGUCCCUCACCCCAGAUUUCUCGAUUCCCGUCCACAAGUACAUGUUCCCCCUGCUGUUCGCCCUGGGUUGGUUCCUCUGGUCCUUCCUGGAGUACAGCAUCCACCGUUUCAUCUUCCAUAUGACGCCGCCAGGGCACAACUACUACCUCAUCACCAUCCACUUCCUGCUGCACGGACAGCACCACAAGUCGCCGUACGACGGCUCCAGGCUGGUGUUCCCCCCCGGCCUGGCCGCCGUGGUAACGGGGGGUCUGUACAUGGCCCUGCACGGCGUGCUUCCUGGCGUGCUGGGGGACUGCGUGUUCGUGGGGGGCCUCUGCGGCUACGUGGUGUACGACAUGAUCCACUACUACCUGCACUACGGCUCGCCCAAAAGGGGCUCGUACCUGUACAACAUGAAGGCCUGGCACGUCAAGCACCACUUUGAGCACCAGAGAGCAGGUUUCGGAAUUUCAACAACCUUCUGGGACCACCCCUUCAACACGGUCAUCCCCAAGGAGAGAUUUUAGAGCGACAGCCGCGGAAUCCCGCUCCGGAACUCAUCCGGACCGGGUGAAUCCUGUUAGGGAUGAACCCAUGCCGCCAGCCCUAACCCUGACCGGCGCUCCGGACUCGGGAGCGGACCGGGUGACACCGGCCCUUGCCCUUCACCUGUAUUUGUGUACGCAGGUCUAGGUUCAACAGUGAGAAGGAGGAUCCUCUCUUUCUUAUCCUUUCUUAGCUACAAGCAACCAAAGCCGGCUGCCGCCAAAAGUGGGACUUUUCCCUCCUAUUAUUUAUCAUCCCCCCCGCCCCUCUAGAGACCCCCCAUCUCCCGGCGGCUGCCAUGGCCAUACUCAAACAUACCCUUGUGUCUCAUUGGCCCAUGAAUAUCAAUCUCCUUUGGUAAACCACCUCAUAACAUAAUAAUACCAAGUCUUCUUGCUUUACACAAAGGUACAUAUAAAGAGGCUACUGUUUCAAGUAAAGGUGGGAACAUAGCUUGCUCAGAUGCACAUUCUAGUUUUCUAGGGUGCAUGAUUGUGUUUGUAUGCAGAAUAAUGUGGAGAAAAGGUGGUGGGCGAUGGGGGAAGAUUGUGAAUAAAAUGACCGUUAAGGGAACUCAAAUGGUAGAGAAAACAAGAAGCUCAACUAUGAGGGUGUGAGAGAUGGGAAGAGAAACCGAAACAGAACCCAUUAUUUGGUUGUCUAUACUAUUCAGCCAGGGUUCUGUAUUUAUCAAUCGAAAAAGCGGAGCCUUUCCUUACUGCACGCCGAGAAAAAAUGAUCUGAACUGCUUUGCACAAUUUUGCACGGAAUUACCGUCCUAGUCUCUCCUCAACACACCUUAUUUUGACGGAUGUUUUUUCAUGUCAAUGACCGUAAAUUGAAGAAAAAUCUAAUAUUUGGUUUAAUAUAUUGUGAUUUUAUACAAUUUCCUAAUCUUGAAAGAAAUCAUGUUAGGAGGGUCUGAUGUCUGGAACAGCAUAUAAGGGUCACCUAAUGUGGCACUCACACCAAUGUCAGUUUGUAAAAUGUGAUGUUCAGAAGACGAGAUGCAAUUCCUUUUCAAUUAAAUUUUUACAUUCAAUGUCUUUACAGUGUUGUGUAUCUGACGUGUAGGUGGGGGACAUAGUCCCCAAUGUGAGGGACGGAUGGAGAGAGUGGGGAGGGUCAAAUUCGAAGAAGCUAAAGAAAAAAUAGAUGGUUGAGGACACAGUGGAAGGAGAGAAUGAAAGAGUGUGUGGAUGCAUGGAUGGAUGGAUGCAUUCAUGGUUUAAAGGGGGGGGGGGGGGUGAAGCCAUCUUGGAACUCCUGUUGUGGGAAUCUAAGGUCUAUAUCUCAUGGUUCAGGAAAGAAAUUCCCGAAAUCCUAUUGGCUACUUUUGGGCGGUGAACUCUUCCCUGUAAUAGGGUUUUAAGGUUGUCCUGGAGGUUCCCACAGGCUGUCGAUUGGCUCAGGCAUCUGACCGGACAGCAGGAGGUUCUGAUUGGCUGAUCCUCGGACACUCCCACGAUUUUGGUUGACGAUGGUUGGACAACACUAAGAUAAACACACCUUUCAGGCCUUCUCAUUCUAGAAACCUCAAUCUGCACUGUUCCUUUGCUACGGCUGUAGUUUUUUUUUAAUGUAUUUAUGAAUGUAUGAAAUUAAUAUGAACUAUAAGAAUACCAUGUAUAAACUUCUAGAAUGAUUCUAGAACGUGAACUAUUUGGUGCGCUUAACUAUGCAGGAUAAAUGAUAUUUUCUAAAAUUGUUUACCAAAAUACAUAUGAACUCAAUGUAUAUAUGCUAUUGAUGAUUUAUUUAAAUAAAUGGAUAUUUCUCACCUGUA
This is a messenger RNA of Gadus macrocephalus (Pacific cod), 3123 nucleotides long. It is a transcript of the gene fa2h, whose product is annotated as fatty acid 2-hydroxylase. Bases 158 to 1318 code for a protein of 386 amino acids. Gene Ontology annotation, cellular component: membrane; endoplasmic reticulum. The transcript has 7 exons. Gene Ontology annotation, biological process: fatty acid metabolic process; lipid biosynthetic process. The record is from RefSeq and is a predicted model, not a curated record. Lineage: Eukaryota; Metazoa; Chordata; Actinopteri; Gadiformes; Gadidae. Gene Ontology annotation, molecular function: iron ion binding; heme binding; fatty acid 2-hydroxylase activity.